Molecule: messenger RNA, 2091 nt
Organism: Babesia bovis T2Bo
Lineage: Eukaryota; Apicomplexa; Aconoidasida; Piroplasmida; Babesiidae
Product: RING-variant domain family protein
Exons: 1
Coding region: 677-1993 (438 amino acids)
Molecular function (GO): protein binding; zinc ion binding
Source: RefSeq, a predicted model, not a curated record
AUAUUAGUGUGUGAUAUUUUCGGGUCAUUGCUGAAAAGUCGAUUAGACAUUUGGAAUGCCUAUUUUUGAGACCGUGUUGCUUUAGUUUGUUAUUUAUAUUUGGAAAAUAGUUUUUAUCAUACACAUGUUGUAUUGAUAUCGAUGGGAUGCGUAUAGCUUUGUUAUUGGUACUUUAGCAGCAAUGUGUGUCACUUGGAUUCCCUACUGUUGCGCACACCGCUGCGAAUCAAGUUUAGUUACGCGUUAGAGGGGAUUUUACACGAUAUGUUGUUAUUUGGCAAUUACUAGCUCAUGGAGUUUUUUCUUGUCGUCCAUGUCUGGACGCGUGUCUCUGGCGACGAUGUGUCGAUGUAUGGAGACACAACGGUGACGUCUAGACUUUCAUAUGGUCGAGAUCACUGUGUACGAGCGUAUAUGAUAAAAGUUUGAGAUAUAUGUGAUUUGGAUUUGAUUCUGAGGGUUACGAUAGCCCUUGCAGCGUGGCGCCUGUAUGUGUACGCGAAUACUCCGUCUGUGCCUUCAUCUUUGUACACAACGGUAUAGGUUAACAUUACUUGGCAUAAUAUGGCAAUACUUCUAGAGUUCGCUUGCCAUACUAGAUCAAUAUAUCGACUGUGGAAUAUUGACUAUAUCCGUUGGAUGCAAUUUUCUUUUUUUGUUAUUUCUGUAGCUUGAUAUGGAAAUACCAACUGGCAGAUCUUUGGUAAAGCCAAUGGAGGUCGUGGCUAGGCUUUUGAUGUACCAUGCGGGUCCAACUGAGCUUGUUGACUUUGAGAAGUGCGCCUAUUCUGAGGACACUAUAAAGAUAAAAACUGAGAGCAGUCCUACUUCUGACGCCAGUCCUGAGGACAGUUCCUAUGUUUACAUUAUACAGAAUGGGCGUAAGUUGCACACAAUCGCUGAGCGCAAUCUCCUUGAGGGAUAUUUGGAACGAUAUCCCUUAUCUAUGGUCCUUGCAAAGCUUGUAUGGUCGGACAAGGGUUGCUUUUUAUUAAAUCCUGACAUUGAACGCCCCUCAGAAGUUAUUUACGAUUGUUACAAGGUGAUUAACUCUCAUCUUUACCGCCGUGCUUUUGGUUGCAGGGCUGCUCGUAAGCGCAUGGCUCAUGCUUUGAAGGAGGGUGACCGUAUUGUUAUGGGUCGUGCUUCACUAUUGGUACGUCAUUUAGCUCGCAAGCCUGCCAAUUCACUUUCUUACAUCCACGACUUGAUGACUUCAGACGAUCCACAGAGCCCUGAGGGUGGUGUAUCUGAUGUUCCAUGUGUUUCCGCGGCUGAGUCAAAAUCCGAUUCUCAGGAAGCUGCUUCUUCGGUUUCCACUGAUGGAAGCUCGGCGGCUCCCACUGACCAGGAUUUGCGUUUUUGUCGUAUCUGUCUUGAGGAUGAGGCUUCUGGUCCUCUGGUUGUACCUUGCCGGUGCAAGGGUUCUAUGAAGUAUGUACACCUUGGGUGCAUUCGUACCUGGGUACAAGGUCGUUUAAAAAUAAAGGACGAUGAAGGCCGGCUACAACUAACAUAUUUUUUGCAGAAUUUGACAUGUGAAUUGUGCGGUAUUCCAUAUCCUUCUUACCUAGAUGUCGAGAGUGUAUGGACCGAGUUCCUGGGCAUAGAGGAGCCUUCUCCGCCGUAUGUUAUCCUUGAGCCUGAGCACAGCAAUAAUGUUGGUCUCCACGUUGCCAGUUUGGCAACCCAGCCAGUGAACAUUGGGCGCAGCGGUGACUCCGGGAUCAUUCUCCAUGACAUAUCAGUUUCACGUAUUCAUGCUACUUUGCACUUUAGCGAGGGCCACUUCGUCAUCGAGGACCGCAGCAGCAAGUUCGGGACUAUAUUACACAUUGGCAAUACAUUCAGGAUACCUAUCGAGCGUGGCGAGCCCGUUGCUAUUAAGAUUGGCACAGACGUGUUAUGCAUUGAGGCUCGCCCGGAACGUUUAGGCCUGUCAGCGAUGUGCUGCUUCUCCUACAAUCCUAAUUCCGUUAGGGUUGUUCUAUAGGGUGGAACGGUGAAUUACAUCUUUAGAAUGCAGUCAGUGCACAAUGCCUCUCACCCAAAUUGGUGAGCGUUAAAUGGCGCAACGUACGUGUAAUUAUC